AUUUAUACAGAUCAAUUAUUUAUCGAGUAAUAAAAUCGAGUACGAAAUAUCGAUUCGAAACUAAAUAGUGAUCCCCAUUCCUCCCUGGAAAAAGAUAUUUGAACAAUUCUUUUGUACAAAGAAAAACAUAGACUAAUUAGGAAAUCCGAAGAAGAAAAAGGGGGGGAAUAAUCAGCAGUGACGAACAAUGGCGAUGGUUUCUAGCCUUUCAACACUGCGUGAGCGCACGCAGAUGCCGCGAGUGUUCUGUAGAAAGAAAGAGAAAGGAGGCCCAAACAAUUACCCGUACAAAGUUACCGAAAUCACUCCUCCGCCAAAGAACCUCGGCGUUCGCUGCUUUCCCUUGAACUUGCAGUGUGGCGAGAGUGUGACAAUUGAAGGCCAAACUUAUACCAUAUCGGCCGUAACUCAUCGUUAUCAACUUAGGAAAGGGAAAUAUGAACCUAGUGAGAAAAGGCUCGACGUGUUGUCGACUGGAAGAUACAUAUUGAACUUGUAUUUGGAAAAUCUGCUCGAAAGAUCAUAAUUCCGGACUUUAUUAGAUUUUUUUUAUCAGUACAUUGUGGAAAUCUGUCUCUCCUGCUUUAUUGUAUGAUAAGAUGCUCUGUGGUCAGUUGUAUGGACUAUGGAUAUGCAUUUUAUGAAUCAUUGUAGUUAAUUUUGGUGCAUUAUUUAUUGGUAUGAUGAAGUGAAAUGUGAAUUUAUAAGUUAUGUGUUAAGGAAAAAGAGAG
This is a messenger RNA of Striga asiatica, 731 nucleotides long. NCBI's taxonomy places the organism in Eukaryota, Viridiplantae, Streptophyta, Magnoliopsida, Lamiales, Orobanchaceae. The record is from the annotation of a GenBank genome assembly.